UUUUUUUUUUUUUUUUUUUUCUUCCCUUCCACGGAGCUUCAUUUCUGCGGAGCCAGCGCUGAGACAGGUCGCUGCUCUGGCUCUUCCCGCACUACUCGGGGAGAUCUUAUUUAUUGAACAAGAACACAUUAUUUCUUCUAAAGCACUGAGAGUGCACGCAUUUUCUUGGCCAAAGUUGCUGAAGUCUCUGUAGGACAGCUUGUCUUCUGCCUGGCUUUUGCUGUGUCUGAAACAAGCUGCAGAAGGGGCUUGCUGGAACUCGCCAGCCUUCUCUCACCGUGAACCCCAACUAGAGGCUGAACUCGCUGCUUCGGGGAAGCAAAGAAGGCAAGAAGAGGAGAAAUAAUUUCCCACCUUCUUGAAGACCUAAUGCUUUUCCCUUGGUCCGGGAGUGACAUGAUCCUCUGUGUUCAGGGACCUCAUCCUUUGCUGGCGGAGGAAAAGCUCAGGAGCCUGUCACUCAGGGGCAUUGAGGAAUUGUCAGAGCCCAUCAUGCAGCCUCUCCCAGUUAUGGCCUUCCAGGAGGAAUCUGCACCUGCCCUUGCAGCUCCAGUUCCAGACAGCACCCCACCUCAGACACGGGACCCUGAAGAAGACCUUCUCUGCAUUGCAAAGACCUUCUCCUACCUGCGAGAAUCUGGUUGGUACUGGGGCUCCAUCACCGCCAGCGAGGCCAAGCAGCACCUGCAGAAGAUGCCCGAGGGCACGUUCCUGGUGCGGGACAGCACCCACCCCAGCUACCUGUUCACGCUGUCGGUCAAGACCAACCGCGGGCCCACCAACGUGCGCAUCGAGUACACCGACAGCAGGUUCCGCCUGGACUCCAACUACCUGUCCAAGCCUCGCAUCCUGGCCUUCCCCGACGUGCUCAGCCUCAUCCAGCACUACGUCACGUCCUGCUCCUCGGAGAGCAAGAGCGAGGCUCCCUACCCGCCCCCCGCCCCUCUGCCCCCCCUGCAGAAGGAGAUGGCGGCGGCUGCCGUGCACCUGAAGCUGCUGCGGCCGCUGUGCCGCAAGGACAGCCUCCCCAGCCUGCAGCACCUGUGCCGCCUGCGCAUCAACAAGUGCACGGCCCAGGUGGAGCAGCUGCCGCUGCCCCGGCGCAUGGCCGAGUACCUGAAGCAAUAUCCUUUCCAGCUCUGAGCUCUGAGCUGUGGCUCCUCUCUCUCAGGCACAAAUGACAGACGCACGGCCGCGAGAACUCGGUGUCUCCGUCCCGCUGGAGGCGGGCACGGCCGAGGCCUGAUCGUCGGCAGAGACUGCAUCCAUCUUUCCUCUCCCUUCUCUUCACAUCCAUUCCAGCCCCAGGGAGGAGUGGCUUGUUUCAGUGAGCAGCAGGGCAGCAGCUGAGCUCUGACCCUCGGUCCGUGCCGGCAGUGGCUGUGAGAAGCUCUGUGGGCAUGGCCACACUACUUGAAUGUCAGAGCUGCUGUGACACUGGACAUGUUAACGUUGUUAUUUUUGCUAUUUAUUUCCGUGGCAGUUUCUCUCCUCAUGGUAUUUUUAAAGCACCUUUUACUUUAUUGGUUUUUUUGUUUCUUUUGUGGAAUUAGAGAUAGCAUAAAGGCUCCCAGCCAACUGGCAGCCGAAGCUCAGUGGGAAUUUGGAUUUGGAUUCACAUCCAAACAGCUUCUGUUUGAACCUGUCCCUGUGACAGGUUACAGGAGUCCACAUCCAAGCUCUCCUAGGCUUCUGGGGUAUGUGAGACUCAGAUGACUUUAUCCAGACCCACCUCUACAGAGGUAAAGACUAUUUGUUUUUUCUUCCUUAGCUACAAAGGGUAUCAACCUCAGAGCACAGUGGGAACUCCCAGAGAUGUGUGCUGCAUCACACGUGGACAGGAGACUUCUUUGAGGAAGCUCUUCUUCCUUGAGGGCUUUAAGCAGAGAUCUGGACAGUGAGGUUGGGCCAGGGAGCACUCAUCCCAUUUUUUUCCAUCUUCUCCAUCUCCAAAGAAAGUUUGUGACAAAACAUUUCCAAAGAAGUAAUUAGAAACCAAAUUUUCUCAUGUGCAGGCAGAAGGAUUUAAUUUCAGAGCACCCUGUGUUUGGCUUGUGUUUUCAAAGUGCUGUUCCCUGACCUUGGCCUUGCCUGAGACACAGGGCAGGGCCAGGGCUCCUUGAGCAGGGGCUCAGCCAGCUCUGCUGGGCUGCCCCAGUGACACGCACAGCUUCAGGAUAUUUAUUUAUUUAUUUCUGGGGUAACACUUAGAGGAUCUCACCCCCCAGAGCUGUCCUUGCUCCCUGCUCCCACAGUGCCAGACUGCUGCAUGCUCUGCUCCUGCCAGCAUUAGUCACUGGCCACGCGGCUUCUGCCAGCUCCAGGCUGGAGCACACACUGGAAACCACAACCAGCAUCUCUGUUUGCCAAGGUCCAGACCUCCCCUCCCCCCUGCUCUGGCUUGCAUGUUUGUUAUCCAUAAUUAGGCUUUUGGCUCUGGGGUUCCUUCUCACCCCCCAUCCCUUUCACACCCUGCAGAUGAGUCUCUUCCCCUGCUCUUUUACACACAGGAGGGGCAGACAG
This is a messenger RNA of Ficedula albicollis (Collared flycatcher), 2523 nucleotides long. It is a transcript of the gene CISH, whose product is annotated as cytokine inducible SH2 containing protein. Bases 370 to 1143 code for a protein of 257 amino acids. The transcript is spliced from 4 exons. Gene Ontology annotation, molecular function: 1-phosphatidylinositol-3-kinase regulator activity. The record is from RefSeq and is a predicted model, not a curated record. Gene Ontology annotation, cellular component: phosphatidylinositol 3-kinase complex. Gene Ontology annotation, biological process: phosphatidylinositol phosphate biosynthetic process; intracellular signal transduction. NCBI's taxonomy places the organism in Eukaryota, Metazoa, Chordata, Aves, Passeriformes, Muscicapidae.